Molecule: messenger RNA, 1890 nt
Organism: Durusdinium trenchii
Lineage: Eukaryota; Dinophyceae; Suessiales; Symbiodiniaceae
Source: the annotation of a GenBank genome assembly
AUGUUGACGCCUAAAGCCCUUGUCCUCUCGCACCGCAGUCGCACCGCGCCUGGCACCGCAGGGCACCGCGCGAUGUCCGCCAUAAAGACUCGCCAUUCGACGGAGCUGAAGACUCGCUCCACGGAAGAAGCGAUGAAACUACACGAAGACGUGGACCCUUCCAGGUGGUGCAUCACCUUCGAUGAUUUGAAGUUCUUCCAGUCUGAGGUCCAUCGAGUUAUCCAAGAUGGCGAGACCUUCAACGAGAACUUCGAGCCUUCCUAUGGGCCAAGCAUCUACGCAGUGAACGAACAUUACAUCAAGCCAGUGACGGCUGCUGCGGGCAAAAUGAGCUGGGCGUUGAUGAUGAAUCCUGACGGACUUGACUGUGACUUGUUCAUCACUCAUGCUUGGCAGGAAGAUGUCUUUGAGUUCACUGACAAGGUGCUAACAUCUUGGCCCUGGCGUGCACGUCAUGCUUGGUGUUGUAUGCUGGCAAAUCCACAGAAUCUUGAUAUCGCUGCCUUGCUUCAGUCUCCAUCAUCAUCUCCUUUUGCGCUUGCCCUGCAGAGUGCCAAAUACAUGUUGGUGGUGCCCAACCGGCAUCAGAGUGUCUACACGAGGUUGUGGUGCGGAUAUGAAGCGUUCUUGGCUUUUCAAAGCAACAAGAUCAUUCGGACGGCCAUGCCUUCUCUUUGGGGAGAAGUGAUGUUUGCCUGGCUUAGGAUGUGUCCAGCCCUGCUGAUCGGUAUCGUUGUUGGGAUUGUCGGGAUGAUUUCUGCUUCCGAUGAGGUAUAUGAUGGGGUGGAUGUUGCAUUUAAGUCGGUCGUCAUCAUGAAAGUCCUAGCAUUCCUGGCAAGCUUGGCAAGCCAGAAUUGUGGCAACAACCGGCUGUGUUUGAUUGCAAACCAUGUUGGUUUGGCCAGUGUUGUUGCCACCGUCAUUGGAUGCCAAAACCCGCCGGCAUUCUUCCAGCUACUUCCCAUCAGCGAGCGGCACAUCAUGCAAACAUCUGUUCGAAGCAUGAUAGUGAUGUACUUCGUCCUUGCUGAAGCUGACCGGAUCCACUGGAGGGUCGCGGAGCAAGAAGCAGACAAGCUACAAGACGACUAUCAGGGGUCCAUAGGUCACUCAAGUUGCUCCGAAAGGCAAGACGAGGUGCACAUCUGGAAUGAGAUUGGUGACCAGGUGGAUGAAGUCGACAAAGUCAUCCAAGUUCUAUUGAAGGCUGGUAUGACCUCGCAUGCUCUUCGUGAUGCGCAUGUGCAGGGGGUCAAGCUUCGGCAUGCUGGGGUGGUUCAAAUGGCCAUCCCCAUUCUUGCACUUGGGCCCUUGUUGCUUCUUGGAAUCUGGGACGUGGGCUUCUAUGUGUUUCUCUUCUAUGCACCUGACGACCGCGUCACCCAACUCGAUUGGUUCAAUGCUUCCAUGCAAGCAGUGUCCAUCAUUGCCAGACUUGGCUUCCUGACUCUUCUUCUGCGAUGCUCCAUCGACGAACGAUACUUCAUGCUGAGUGCGAUGACCAAGACGGUGGCUCCAAUUUGGUUCUUCUAUGGUGAGCUGAGUAUCUAUACCCAAGGUUCUAUCAGUUCCGCAUCCCGUGAUUUGUACCACCUCUCCUUUGUGCUCGUGCUGUUCUUUGCUAUCUUGGGCAUUCGUGGCACCUUGAAGCUGCCCUUUGGCCGGGUUCUGACGGAGGUCUUCUUGUCGAGGAUUAUCAAAUGUCGCUGUAAGAUGCAUCCAGAGUGUACGGAGACUGACUCGGAAUCGUCCAGUGAAGAUGUGCCCUCCUUUGAAGAUGUUGAAGACGCAGUGCUUUCCAAAAGGAGUCAAGCAAGCAUCCGGUGGUGGUCGCCGAGAUAUGCGUGCGGAAAGGCGUUUUUCAGCAGGGAAAUUGAAUGUUGUAUAUAA